This is a messenger RNA of Leptopilina boulardi, 1887 nucleotides long. RefSeq names its product jerky protein homolog-like. The coding region runs from base 137 to 1804 and encodes 555 amino acids. Gene Ontology annotation, cellular component: nucleus. Gene Ontology annotation, molecular function: DNA binding. The record is from RefSeq and is a predicted model, not a curated record. The transcript has 3 exons. Lineage: Eukaryota; Metazoa; Arthropoda; Insecta; Hymenoptera; Figitidae.
CUAUCUUCCCAGCCCUGCUUAUUUGUUGUCAUUUAAUCAGCUGUAAUGCUCUUAAAAAGAACUACAUAUUUACGCGAGCAAGUCUUUUAUAAAAAUUAAUUUCUCUAAUUAAAAUAUUGAAAGCAUAAUAAAAAAAAUGUCGAAAAAUAAUCAAAGGCUUAAUCGAAAGACACAUUUGUAUCAUUCACUUCGCGAUAAACUUAAUAUUAUUGAAGCAGUGAAUUCGGGUGAAAAAAUGACAAUAGUCGCUAAACGUUAUAAUAUAUCAAUGACGUCCGUUUGGAAAUUAGUGAAAAAUAAUAGAGAGAAAAAAAUUAAAUACAGCAGCACAUUGGAUGAGGCAAUUUUAAAAAGACGAAAAACAUUUCGUAAAAUUCACGAUGGUUUAUUGGAGAAAUCAUUAUUAAUGUGGUACAAUGAAAAAUGUUUAAAUGGCCAGCCAGUAAGUGGUCGUGUUUUAUGUAAAAAAGCAUUAUUAUUUAAUGAAAAAUUAAAUGGUUCAAAAGAAUUUAAAGCGAGUUCAGGUUGGUUGGAUAGAUUUAAAAAACGUAAUCUCAUUCAAUUACCAUUUGUGCAAGGUGAAAAAUUAUCAGCAAAUAUUGAUGCAGCUAUUGAAUUUUGUUUUAAAUUUCAACAUUUAAUUGUUGAGGAAAAUUAUGAUUUAAAUUUUAUAUUUAAUGCCACUGAAAGUGGAAUUUAUUGGAAUAGUUUGCCGAAAAUUAAUACAAAUGAUGAACAACAAAAUUUUGAAGAUCAGAAUCAAACUACAGAAAAAAUAACAUGUUUAUUUUGUGCAAAUGCAAGUAGUUCUUAUGCCUUACCAUUGUUGAUUAUUGGAAAAUCAUGGAAUUCACGUUCGAAUUUAAAUAUUGAAAAUAAACAACAAUUAUUACCUGUGAUGUAUCAAAAUCAAUCUUCAGCGUGUAUGACAAAAGAUAUAUUUUUUGAUUGGUAUACAAAUAUUUUUAUUCCCUCUGUAGAGGAAAUGCAAAUGAAACGGAAAAUUAAUGGUAAAGUAUUACUUUUAAUUGAUUCAACAAAAUGUCAUCCAUCGGAGGAAAUUCUUAAUUCAGUGAAUGAAAAUUUUCACGUUAAAUUUAUACCAUCUAAUAUUGCAUCAUUAAUACAACCAAUGAAUCAAGGUAUAAUUGACAAAACAAAAAGAUUAUAUCGAAAAGCAUUAAUUACAUCAUUAUUGGAAGUAAAUGAAAAUAUAACCAUUGAUAAAUUCAUUGAACAACAUACAAUGGAGGAUUGUUGUUUUAUGCUUGCAAAUGCAUUUGAAAGUAUAACAUCGUUAAAUUUAAAAAAUGCUUGGAAUAAACUUUGUGGUGUAUCACAAUUAGAUGAUGAGAAUGUUGAUCCAGAUGAUAGAAUAUUGGAGGAUAGAGCUUUCUGUCAAAUGUUACACGUGAUUAAAGGUUUUGAAAAUGUUUAUCCAGCGAGUGUUAAAAUGUGGUUAAAUGCAGAUCAGUAUAGUCCAGGAUGGGAACCGUUAAAUGAUGAUGAAAUCAUUAAUUUUGUCACUAGCGAGAAAGGUGAAACAAUUAUUGAAGAAACGUUAAAUGAUGAAAAAAUCAAGGAAUCAGUGAAGUCUACGAGAGAAAAGAAUUCAGGAACAAAAAAAUCGAAUCAAAUUGAAAAAAAUGAGAAUUUUGAUAGGAAUAAAAUUACAAAUUCGGAAAAUGUUGAAGUUGCUAUUAAAUAUUUACAUAAUUGGUGUAAGAAACGAAAAGAAUAUACAGAAUCAGAUUAUCGUCUAUUGUCUAAAUGGGAAACACUUGUUCGAAAAGCUAAGGAGUAAAAAAAAAAACAAAAAAAGAAAAUAGUUUUAUAAAUUUUAUAUACAUAAUGGAAAUAAAGAAAUCAAGACUGAUUAGACUAUAA